AUGUCGUCUGCGUUGCUUGCUGCACGGAAAAGAGCGCUGCUCGGCUCGCGCUCCGUCGUCUCGUCAGUCCGAUGGGCGAGCUCGGAUAGCAAGGACAAAUACAAAAUUGUCGUAGUGGGCGCUGGCUCGGGGGGCCUCACGGUAGCGAACCAGAUCUUCAACCGGUUUAAGGCGGCGGGGACACCUUUGAACGAGGGGGACAUUGCGAUCCUAGAUGCGAAUGAGUACCACUACUACCAGCCCGGCUGGACAUUGGUCGGCGCCGGCCUCAAGCAGAAAACUGAGACCCGCCAACCGCUGAAGUCCCUCGUUCCUUCGCACCUUGCCCACAUCCCCGAGAAUGUCCAGUCCUUCACUCCGAAGACUUCCUCCAUCACCACAGCUUCGGGCCGCACCAUCUCCUACGAGUCCCUCGUGGUCGCCACGGGCCUGAAGACUAACUGGGACAACAUCGCUGGGCUCCCCAAGGCCCUGGCGGACUCCUCCUCGGGUGUGUCCUCGAUCUACUCGUACGACACCUGCGACAAGGUCUGGCACGACGUGGACGCACUGCGCUCCGGGAAGGCGAUCUUCACGCAGCCAGCAGGCGUCAUCAAGUGCGCCGGAGCGCCCCAGAAAAUCAUGUGGAUGGCGUGGGACCGCUACCAGAAGAGCGGGCGGGGCGACCAGAUCUCCGUCGACUUCUACACGGGCAUGCCGUCGAUGUUCAGCGUGAAGAAGUACUCAGACGCGCUGAACGAGCUGCGCAUCCAGCGCGGCGUCGGCGGGCUCUUUGGCCACAACCUCGUCGCGGUCGACGCGGACAACCGCAAGGCGACGUUCAAGAAGGGCGACGGCUCGACCGUGGACGUGGACUACACCCUGCUGCACGUCUCGCCGCCGAUGGGCCCGCUCGAUGCGAUCAAGAACUCGCCGCUCGCGGACGAGGCGGGCUGGGCAUACGAACCCGAGUACGGGAACGUGUGGGCGAUUGGCGACUGCUCGAGCCUGCCGACGAGCAAGACGGCUGCGGCCAUUACGGCUCAGGCGCCCAUCCUGACUGAGAACCUGUUCUCGGUCGUUUCGACGGGCAAGGACCUCGGCGUUGCAUAUGACGGCUACACAAGCUGCCCACUGUUGACAGGCUAUGGCCAGCUCAUGCUCGCCGAGUUCAAGUACGGCUUGGAGCCCAAGGAGAGCUUUGCGGAAUAUCUCGGGGACCAGAAGACGCCGUCAAGAAUCUACUACCAUCUCAAGAAGGAUCUCUUCCCGUGGGCCUACUGGAACCACAUGAUCCAGGGCCGGUGGUUUGGCUCGCAUGGCUUCUUCCGGCCCAAGUUCCCGGCCACCACGAACACCCCCCAGUGA
Fomitopsis serialis is the source of this 1347-nucleotide messenger RNA. RefSeq names its product FAD/NAD-P-binding domain-containing protein. The transcript has 7 exons. Gene Ontology annotation, cellular component: mitochondrion. Gene Ontology annotation, molecular function: sulfide:quinone oxidoreductase activity; FAD binding. The coding region runs from base 1 to 1347 and encodes 448 amino acids. The record is from RefSeq and is a predicted model, not a curated record. Lineage: Eukaryota; Fungi; Basidiomycota; Agaricomycetes; Polyporales; Fomitopsidaceae.